Aspergillus thermomutatus is the source of this 1464-nucleotide messenger RNA. Its product is annotated as hydroxyacid-oxoacid transhydrogenase. The record is from RefSeq and is a predicted model, not a curated record. Gene Ontology annotation, cellular component: mitochondrion. Gene Ontology annotation, molecular function: metal ion binding; alcohol dehydrogenase (NAD+) activity. Lineage: Eukaryota; Fungi; Ascomycota; Eurotiomycetes; Eurotiales; Aspergillaceae. Bases 1 to 1464 code for a protein of 487 amino acids. The transcript is spliced from 3 exons.
AUGGCGUCAAUACGAGUGCCCCCCUCGGCCGCUAAUAGAGCCCUCAAUCUCCUGCGCACAGUGCAAUACACCCAUCCUCCCUCCUGUCCCUGCCACUCCAAUCCCAAUCACCACCAUCGGCAGACGAACCAUGUGCGUCGUCUGGCCACUCCCGUGGAUCCCUCGCGCCAGAAAGAGUACGCCUUUGAGAUGGCCGCCUCGAGUAUCCGGUUCGGGCCCGGCGCGACCAAGGAGGUGGGGAUGGAUUUUGCCAAUAUGAAGGCGAAGCGCGUGUGCAUCGUGACCGACCAGAACGUGGCCAAGCUGGAUGCCAUGAAACACGCGGUGGAGGGGCUGACAAAAGAGGGGAUCGAGUUUACGGUUUAUGACAAGGUGCGGGUGGAGCCAAAGGAUAGCUCGGUAAAAGAUGCCAUUGCGUUUGCAAAACCGUAUAACCCCGAUGCCUUUCUUGCUGUUGGCGGCGGCUCGGUCAUCGACACGGCAAAGCUGAUGAACCUGUACACCGUCUUCCCCGAGGCCGACUUCCUCGACUUUGUCAACGCCCCCCUGGGCAAAGGUCUCCCCGUCACCAAGGCCCUGCGGCCGCUGGUCGCCGUGCCCACGACCGCAGGAACCGGGUCCGAGACCACGGGCACCGCCAUCUUCGACCUCGUCGCGAAAAAGGCCAAGACGGGCAUCGCGCACCGCAACCUCAAGCCCACGCUGGGCAUCUGCGACCCGCUCAACACCCGCACCAUGCCCUCAGCCGUCCACGCCUCCUCGGGCCUCGACGUCCUCUGCCACUCGCUCGAGUCCUGGACCGCCAUCCCGUACCACGAGCGCACCCCGCGCCCCACCAACCCCAUCAACCGGCCCGCCUACCAGGGCGCCAACCCCAUCUCGGACAUCUUCUCGCUGCAGGCCCUGCGCAGCACCGUCAAGUACCUGCCCCGCGCCGUCCGGGACCCGGAUGACUUCGAGGCCCAGUCCCAGAUGCUCCUGGCCGCCACCCUGGCCGGCGUCGGCUUCGGCAACGCCGGCGUCCAUCUGUGCCACGGCAUGAGCUACCCGAUCUCCAGCCAGAACCCGGGGUACAAGCACGCGGGCUACGACGUCGACCAUCCCAUCAUCCCGCACGGCGUCUCCGUGGCCGUCACCGCGCCCGCCGUCUUCCGCUUCACGGCGGCCUCGAAUCCGGACCGGCACCUGGCGGCCGCCGAGGCCUUUGGCGUGGACAUCUCGAACGUCAAGCGCGAGAGCGCGGGCGAGGUGCUCGGCGAGGCGCUGGCCAACUUUUUGGUCCGGUUGGGCGACCAGCCGCGCGGGCUGAAGGAUCUGGGGUUUAAGCCCUCGGAUAUCGACUCGUUGGUCGAGGGGACCAUCCCGCAGAAGCGGGUGUUGAUGCUGGCGCCGAAUCUCAACGCCGAGCUGGACAAGGAGAGGGAGGAGCUGAGGGGGUUACUGGAGGAGUCGAUGGAAUAUUAG